UCGUCACAGUUCACAGUGGCGUCAGUGACAUGAUUGGAGUUAGCUUUUCAGAUUUCACAUUAGAUCUAACAAUUUACUGAAAGCUUGCGAGAUCGCAUAAGAAGUACAAAAGAUGUUUCCGGCUUACGCACAUUUGUCAGCUUACGACAGGCACAAGAAACUUAUAAAUGAUUAUUUGACAUUUUAUGGAAAAUCUGUAUCAAAGCGAGAUACGUCCCGGGACAAAACUGACUAUGAUGUCAUCAAAGAGAAUCACAAGUUUCUCUGGGAUCAAGAAAAGGAUAUUCCAGAUACAUGGGGUGCAAAAUUAGCUAAAAAAUACUAUGAUAAAUUAUUUAAGGAAUAUUGCAUAUGCAAUCUUACAUAUUAUAAAUAUAAUAAGGUUGCUCUGAGAUGGAGAACUGAAAAGGAAGUAAUAGCUGGAAAAGGACAAUUUGAAUGUGGUAAUAAAAUGUGCAAUAAAAAGGAAAAUUUGCGUUCUUGGGAGCUGAAUUUUGGUUAUAUAGAACAUGGUGAAAAAAAGAAUGCCUUAGUAAAAUUAAGGCUUUGUCCAGAAUGUUCGAUAAAACUUAAUUAUCGAUCGCAAAAACGUGAGGUGAAAAGGAAAAAAUGUUUGAAACGUUUGGGUACAAAUUCGAAAAGUAAUAAUAAUAUGUCUGUUACAUCCGAUAAUCAAGGAUCCGAUAAAGUAGAGACAGAGCCUAACACAACUGAGAUACAAACUAAUAUGGAAGACAUUGAUACAGACGAAUCAAAUAUUUGGAAAGAAAAACCAGCACAAGAUAUGGAAAAAACGAGAGAAAAAGAAUUUGAAGAGUAUUUGGCAGAUUUGCUUAUGUAAAUAUAAUUGAGACUUUAAUUAUUAUGCGUUUUAUUGUGAAUGAAUAUCAAAUAAAAUAAUCUUGUUAGAUUUACGAUUCCUUUCUUGCAUAUAUAGCUGUAAUAACGCAAACACAUCAUUAAUUAUAAAAUUGUUAUAAUUGUUAAAAUAUUUUAUACGAAGAAUAUACGGAAACGCAUCAUAAAAGCAUACAUUUGAUUUUGUUCAUUAUUGUAUGUUCUGUUAC
Camponotus floridanus (Florida carpenter ant) is the source of this 1067-nucleotide messenger RNA. Its product is annotated as protein FRA10AC1. The record is from RefSeq and is a predicted model, not a curated record. Lineage: Eukaryota; Metazoa; Arthropoda; Insecta; Hymenoptera; Formicidae. The transcript has 4 exons. Gene Ontology annotation, biological process: dephosphorylation. Bases 113 to 841 code for a protein of 242 amino acids. Gene Ontology annotation, molecular function: phosphatase activity.